AUGACGGGCAAAGCGGGCGCGGCGCUGGCCCCCAGCCUGCCCGGCAAGCCCAAGCCCGACGGCGCGGCCGCCGCCGCCCCGCCACCGCCUCCGCCGCCCCCCGCGGCAGGGGUCAAGCCCAGCUCCGGGCCCACCCCUCCCCGUUGCACCGGUUUCGGUAUCCAGGAGAUCCUGGGCUUGAACAAGGAGCCGCCGUCGCACCCUCGGGCCGCCCUGGACUCUCUGCCCGCCGGGCACCUGCUGGCGGCCCGCUCUGUGCUCAGCCCCGCCGGGGUGGGCGGCGUGGGCAUGGGGCUACUGGGGGCCGGCGGCAUCCCUGGCUUUUACACUCAGCCCACCUUCCUGGAGGUGCUCUCCGACCCCCAGAGCGUCCACCUGCAGCCCCUGGCCCGGGCUCCCGGGCAGCUGGACAGCAGCCAGACGGCCAGCUCAGAUUCCGAGGAUGUCUCCUCCAGCGACCGAAAAAUGUCCAAAUCUUCCCUAAACCAGAGCAAGAAACGAAAGAAGAGGCGGCACAGGACAAUCUUCACAUCCUACCAACUGGAGGAACUGGAAAAGGCCUUCAAUGAGGCCCACUAUCCUGACGUAUAUGCUAGAGAGAUGUUGGCCAUGAAAACAGAGUUGCCAGAAGACAGGAUACAGGUUUGGUUCCAGAACCGCCGGGCCAAAUGGCGGAAGAGGGAGAAAUGCUGGGGCAGGAGCAGUGUGAUGGCUGAGUAUGGGCUCUACGGUGCCAUGGUGCGUCACUCCAUCCCACUGCCCGAGUCCAUCCUCAAGUCUGCCAAGGAUGGCAUCAUGGAGUCCUGUGCCCCUUGGCUCCUGGGGAUGCACAAAAAGUCUCUGGAGGCAGCGGCUGAAGCGGGGAGGAAGACAGAGGUGGAGCGCCAGGCCCUGCCCAAGCUUGACAAAGGUGACAAGGAAGAGAGGGGUCCGGAUCCCAAAACCACCAUUUCUCAGGAGGAACUGAGAGAAAACAGCAUUGCCGCCCUCAGGGCCAAAGCUCAGGAGCACAGCACCAAAGUCCUGGGGACCAUUGCUGGGGACACCCCAGCCCCAGGCAGGAAGCCGGAGACAGGGGAGGAGAUGGCAGUGGCAGAGGAUGAGAGACAGACGGAGAAGUUGAACUCGUCGCAGAAGGAGGAGAAGCUGAUCUAGGGGGAAGAAAGGCGGUGGAAGCCAGCCCCGACAGACACUCUGUCCUCUGGGGACCACAU
Messenger RNA from Pipra filicauda (Wire-tailed manakin), 1214 nucleotides. RefSeq names its product visual system homeobox 2 (gene VSX2). Lineage: Eukaryota; Metazoa; Chordata; Aves; Passeriformes; Pipridae. The coding region runs from base 1 to 1155 and encodes 384 amino acids. The transcript has 5 exons. Gene Ontology annotation, cellular component: nucleus. The record is from RefSeq and is a predicted model, not a curated record. Gene Ontology annotation, molecular function: sequence-specific double-stranded DNA binding; DNA-binding transcription factor activity, RNA polymerase II-specific. Gene Ontology annotation, biological process: regulation of transcription by RNA polymerase II.